UCCCUCCUUUUUUAUGCACCCACUUUCUCUUUCUCCUCCACUUCUACAUCACUAUUUUACAAAUAACAGCAUCUAGAUUUUAUGUUUCUUCAUUUCUACAUUAUAAUUUUAUACAGUUUUUGAGUGAAGGAGAAGGAAGAAGAACAAAGAAAUGGUUGAUGACUUCAUGGUUUGUGUGGAUAGGAUCAUAGCUUCAGCUUACUUUGAAGCCGCACAAACAUUACAACCACAACAACAACAACACAGUCAACAAAGUGAUGAUACUGUUGUGGUUGUGGCAAAGGAGCAAGAAAGAAAUGAAAGAAAUGGGGUUCUUGUUUGUGUGAGUGAGAAUAAUAAUUUCAAAAAUGGAGAUGAAGGAUCUUCAGCUUCAGUUUCUGGAGGUCUGAAUAUUAAUAAUAAUAACAACAACAAGAAGAAAGUUGGUGACAUGAUUGUGGAGUGUAGGAUUUGUCAAGAGGAAGAUCAAGUUCAAGCCAUGGAAGCUCCUUGUGCUUGUAAUGGCACCCUCAAGUUUGCUCAUAGGAAAUGCAUUCAGAGAUGGUGUAAUAAAAAGGGUGACAUCACUUGCGAAAUCUGCAGUCAGGUUUUUUCACCAAAUUAUUCUCUCCCGCCGGCCAGAACCAAUCCUGAUGUUAUGGCAAUUGAUAUCAGGCAAGCUUGGGGUCCCCACAUUGAUCUCCAUGAUUCUCACCUUCUAGCUCUAGCGGCAGCUGAGCAUCAAUUUCUGCAAUCAGAGUAUGAGGAUUAUGCUGUUUCUAGUAUAAGUAGCAUUGCCUGUCUCCGAUCUGUUGUUUUAAUUCUGCUGAUGGUUUGGCUUAUGCGCCAAGUUCUAAUGGCUACUAGGGAUUCUGGGAUGGUACAAGAAUCGUCAUCGUUCUUCAAUUUUCAGGUUUCACUUCUUCAGUUUGCUGGCUUUUUUCUGCCGUGCUAUGUGAUGGCCCGUUCAUGGUACAUCAUGCAAAGCCGAAGGAGAAGGCAGGGUUUAUUCGGGGCACAUUGAUGGUAAAUCAUUUCCUUCAUUUCAAAAUCGAGGCCCUUUCAUGUUCUACACCUCAUCUUGUUCAUGGCAGGCAAGCUCUCUUGUAUAUGGUAAUUUCUAGUAAAAAUCAAAAGGCUAAAAUUGGCUGAAAACCUAUUGCUGAGAAAAUCCUUCAAGAAAAGAAAAAUUUUAGAAAAAAAAUUGAAAAUUCUGUAGUUUUCAUUCAGCUCCCUGAGAGCUCAGAAAUGUAAAUGUGAACGUUGAGUUCAUUAAGGGCUUUUAUUUCUCUAUAUUUUUCUUUUUCCUGUUUCUAAUGCUAUGCAAUGUUAGGGUUCAUUAACGCUUUUUAGAUAUAAUCAUAUUGCAAUAGCUGUUGUAAAUAGCCUGAUUCUGGAGAGACUUGGAAGCCUGUUCUGCUUACUUGAUGGGCAAUGAUUAACAAAAAUUUAAUCUA
Mangifera indica (mango) is the source of this 1436-nucleotide messenger RNA. RefSeq lists its product as uncharacterized. The transcript has 7 exons. Lineage: Eukaryota; Viridiplantae; Streptophyta; Magnoliopsida; Sapindales; Anacardiaceae. Gene Ontology annotation, molecular function: zinc ion binding; ubiquitin-protein transferase activity. Gene Ontology annotation, biological process: protein ubiquitination. Bases 152 to 1003 code for a protein of 283 amino acids. Gene Ontology annotation, cellular component: membrane. The record is from RefSeq and is a predicted model, not a curated record.